This is a messenger RNA of Suillus subalutaceus, 468 nucleotides long. RefSeq lists its product as uncharacterized. Lineage: Eukaryota; Fungi; Basidiomycota; Agaricomycetes; Boletales; Suillaceae. The coding region runs from base 1 to 468 and encodes 155 amino acids. The transcript is spliced from 3 exons. The record is from RefSeq and is a predicted model, not a curated record.
AUGAGCGUGAUCUGUGAAGUUAAGCCUGAAGCUGAGGAAGCCUUGGAUUCUGAGUUGGACGCAAAUAACCCGUCACCAGUCAACAUUACACUCCUCGGACUGGCACUCCCUGACCCGUCUACUCAACCCGAUUGCACCACGUCAUUCGACCCUCUCACCCGCUCAGCUUGGGUCUCAAGCUCUGGUGAUGCUACCUUCUUAUGGUGCCGCUGGUCCUUUGGAAACGGAGACCUUUCCAGGAGUGGUCCCAGUUGGUUGGCUAGACAAGUAAAUAAUAAUGAAGGGCCAAGACUCACAUCCGAAGAGGUCACCGCCAAACGUUGUGCAGAGCCCAAGCAGUUCAAGUUCGAUCAUGCAAAGGCGAUUGCUACUGCUGCAGAAGCAGAGACUGCUUUCAAAGAACAAGGUCGCGUCAUCACGCCGGGUAUUGCGCCUGACAUACGGAUAAUCCCCUGUGCUGGGGCCUGA